AUGCCAAAUAAAUCUCAAAAUGUGGAUCUUAAACAAUUUGCUUAUACUCCUAAAUCUUUGCUUCCAAGAUUGCCAAGGUAUGUACAACCUUCAGGGUCCCCGUUGCUAGAAGAAAGGAAUGAUCCUGCUCUCCAGGAAAGUGCCAAUGGUUCCAAAGAGGCUGGUUUCGUUGUAAGCAAGCAACCGGCAAGUUGGAAUGAAAAGAGCUGUUGGACAAUGCCUUCACGUGAAAAUUUCAAAGAAUCUUCAAUAAAUAAUAACUUGACUGAUGCAGAUAAAAGCAGCUCUUUGUUUUCAGAACCUUUCAAUGUAAACUUUGAGUUAGAUGAGAUUUGGGGCGAUUACGAUGACAAUAGCCUUGUGGACGCCAGCACAUUUUGUACUGAUAUGGAGAAAACUAAGACUUCAGAAUCUUCUCAUCUGGGAUCUAUAAAUACAUGCUUCCAGAACACCCGGAACCAAACUGCACAAAGCAAAUCUCCUGGUGCACUUUUAAAAAGUUUUUCCAUAUUUAAAGAGAAACCUGAUAUCUGCCUGCCAAAAUCCACCUCUCCGUCAUUAACUCCACCAUCAAGUGUGAAACCACUUGCUGAAUAUGGCAAUAAAAAUAUUUUUGGCUUUCGAGAAGAAUAUAAUCUCCCACAAAAACCGAAACCUGUACGGUUGAUUACAACCUCAGGUUCUUGCCAAGUUACUGGAAAGGAGGACUUUCUUAUCAGUAAGAAGAAAAUGACAGAAGAGGCUGACCGCAGGCAACAGCUUUCUGAUGAUGACGAAAUUAAGCUUUACCUUGGAAUAUUUGAUGGCAUUUUCUAACACCAGUAAACAAAAGUACAUUGCUGGUGAUGAAGCAUAAGCACUCAUUUUGAGGAUGAGAUCUUCAAAUACCCAGUCUGGAUUUUCUACUUUUGAUGUAUAGCAGUUCAUUAAUAGUCAGUUUUGCUACAUACAGUAAUGACCAGAAUACUAUACGGUUUGCUUGCAGUAUUUAAUGUACAAUGCAUCUUUAAUAGUUAUUUAAAUAACUUUGUUUACAUGAGGUUUCUGUUCAUAAUAUUGUAGAAGAUAAAGCCCUUUGCAAGACUUUUAUUAAAGGGGAUUGUUUUUGAGCCAAGCUAUUUGUUUUGUUUCAAAUUAUACCCAGUCUUAUUCUUGGAAAUAUGAUUAUCCGUAUAAUAUGCAUUUCCUAGGUAAAUACAUUUGUGAACAAUGCCUGUGUUAUCUCUGGAAAAAAUAUCUUCUUGGUAGGAUUUUUUUUAUUGGGCAGUUAUUCGCAUUAAACUGAUUUUAUAAUGACUAUACAUUAUGUGAAACAAUGCGUUUUUAAAAUAAAAUGGAAUAAAGUUA
Messenger RNA from Podarcis raffonei (Aeolian wall lizard), 1347 nucleotides. RefSeq names its product probable ATP-dependent DNA helicase HFM1. NCBI's taxonomy places the organism in Eukaryota, Metazoa, Chordata, Lepidosauria, Squamata, Lacertidae. The record is from RefSeq and is a predicted model, not a curated record. The transcript is spliced from 7 exons. The coding region runs from base 1 to 816 and encodes 271 amino acids.